AUGGAGUUAUCAUCUGUUUCUUUCUCUUUCUUCUUCUACUUCUUCUUCUCCUCAUCAAUAGCUUCUUCUCAAUUGAAAGCUUUUGAUCUAAUGUUUGUUUCGGAAUCAUUUCAGCUGCUCUCUGAAAUUUUGUUGAAGGUAAUUUGGAUCCUAAUUUCUCCUCCUCCUGUUUCUUCUUCUUCUUCCUCUUCUAAUCAAUUGCUUCUUCAAUGGAAGGCUUUUGAUCUAAUUUCUUUCUUGAAUUGUGGUUUGAUUUUAAAGAUUACAUUGAAGAAGUCCGGAAUCAACUCUAACCCUAAGUAUCGGACCAGGAUUUCUGGGAUAAGAGAGGUCGAUGGUACUCAGCCUUCUAGCUUUGCCACCAAAAGCAAGGAGACAUACUUGAAGAACUCUGAAGGUACUCAGCCUUCUGGCUUCGCCACCAAAAGCGAGGAGAAAUAUUUGAAGAACUCUGAAGAUUUUUCUUCUUCUGAAGAUGGGAUUUCGGAUUAUGAAUCCAAGCUGAAUCAGGUCGUUGAGAAGGAACCUUCGAAAUCUGCUGGCCCUGUUACCAGAAGCAACUCCAAGUAUCAGGCUAAAAUAUCUGCGACCAAACAGGAGGUCCAACCUCUGAGGUCUGGUCAUCUUACUGAAAGCAAGGGCAAGUGUUUGGAGUACUCUGAGUCUUCAUCUGAAGACUCAAUUUCUGACUAUGAACAAGAGCUGAAACAAGUCGUUAGAAGUCCGUCUGCAAGAUCUUCUGGCUAUGACACCAGAAGCAAGAAAAAGGCUGAGAAGAAGAUUAAGGAGAGGAGCUCUGUAGAUUCUUGUCAGAAAUUUGUCCCUGUAAGUGAGCCUGUAGGGUCUUCUAGCUGUGACCCUAGAAGUGAGAAAAAGAAGAAGUCUUUGAAGAAGAGUUCUACUGAAGAGUCUCUUCAGAAAUUUAUAAAUGUCCCUGUAAGUGAGCCUGUCGGGUCUUCUAGCUGUGACCCUGGAAGUAAGAAAAAGAAGAAGUCUCUGAAGAAGAGUGCCGUUGAAGAUUACUCUACACAUGAAAUUGAUGAUGUGCCUCUCUUGCGCAAGACAAUUAAAAAUCAUUUCUAUAGGUUCUUGUUUGAUCUGUACAAGUUGUUUGAUGCUGAGGGUCUUCUCAAGACUGGCUUAUAUGAUAAAGUUGAACCUCUCACAGGUUACUUUUUGGACGGUUUGUUCGAAGAGAUGGAUCAGAUAGUUUAGUUUUAUGAUAUGUGGCUGUAUUUGUCUGAAUGUUACGAGUAUGUCAUGACUCAUGAGUGAUGUUCCACAAUUUAGGUUCUCCACGUCUUCUCUUUUGAUUUUCUGGAAAAGCAGACUAUUAAUAUCUUCUUUCUGAUGUUGAUAUUUUUAUUGUACUUCUGUCCAUUUUCUUAAUGGUAACUGCUUGGAUCAUGGCAUAUUCUUUGAUUAGAGAAGAAGGUAACUAAUGUCAACACAGUUUUGUUUUCAUAAAUUUAUUUUUGGUUAUAAUCAAGAUAUAACCAAAAAAAAAACAAUAUUGUAUCAAAGCAAAAAAAAAAAAAAACAAUUUUGUAA
Messenger RNA from Papaver somniferum (opium poppy), 1551 nucleotides. RefSeq lists its product as uncharacterized. The transcript has 10 exons. Bases 1 to 1215 code for a protein of 404 amino acids. NCBI's taxonomy places the organism in Eukaryota, Viridiplantae, Streptophyta, Magnoliopsida, Ranunculales, Papaveraceae. The record is from RefSeq and is a predicted model, not a curated record.